This is a messenger RNA of Trichomonas vaginalis G3, 1161 nucleotides long. RefSeq names its product P-loop containing nucleoside triphosphate hydrolases family. The record is from RefSeq and is a predicted model, not a curated record. The transcript has a single exon. The coding region runs from base 1 to 1161 and encodes 386 amino acids. Lineage: Eukaryota; Parabasalia; Trichomonadida; Trichomonadidae.
AUGCGUCCUUCAAAUCAGCAGCAAGGAAAGGACAAGAGCCGGAGGAAACUAAUUAUCGGCUCAAUUAUAAUCAUUUUAAUUGCUGCUGUAAUUAUCUACUUUUGGAGGCCAUUCCGCCGCUACGAAGCACAAUUCCCUUAUUUUUGGGCAAAUUCAUAUAAUAGAACAAUCAUAAACUACUUGAAUAAGAGACCUUCUAGACAAGUUCUUUACAUUACAGGACCUACACAAAGCGGAAAAUCAAGAUCAAUGAAUAUCGUCGCGCAAAAUUUGACAGAAAAAGGAAGAUUUGUUUUAAAUCUUGAUGGAGAAAACUUUUGGCCUCUUACCUCAUUAUCAGAUUGGAUGCAUACAGCAAUUUUACGUGGUUUAAUUGAAGUAAAGCCUUAUCUACCCAAAGACAGACUUUCUCAACUCUACGAAAAAAAGAAGAACCAACUUAACAACGCCAAACUCCCUGCGCUGCUUGAUCCACAAUUAGGACAAGUAUAUCAUUCACUUACAAGAAGUCUUUCCAACAUUCCAGAUAAGAACCACAUUUCCACCUUUGCAGUCUCUCAGUUCAUCGAUAAACUCGAGUAUUACAGGAAUUCUUUACAGCCAGUGAUCAUGAUUCACAAUUUUGACAAAUUAUACAACAACGCAACCCUCCCAUUAUACGAUGCGAUUCUUUCUAGGCUCGCACGCCGCAAUCUUUACUUAGAUCACGUUCCGAUUAUUUUGGAAGUCAGAGAUACCCUUUUCUUGAAGAAAUUUGGCGAUCUCUUACCAUUACUCGACAUCUGCUAUACAGAAGAAGUCCCUCCGCACCUUACAGAAGUCCUUUACCAAAAGAAAUAUUUCACAAAAUCCGAAUGGAGAAAAUUAUAUAAGAAUUUCGGUGGAAACAUGGGAUUAUUCCAGAAAGUGUACAAUGACUUAUUAUUUGGAACCAAUAUCGAUCAGGCAAUCAACAACAGAGUAAAUGAAGCUUUUGAGGUCAUUAAAAAUGAUGUUCCAAAGGAAACUUCUUCCCAAGCAAGGCAACUAUGCCGCAAUGAUCUGAUUACUUACUCACCAGACUUAGAUCCCUUGAUUCAAAAAGGAUAUUUGUUAUUAAAUAAGAACUCUACUGUUCAUGUUGGCAACAGAGCUAUUAAGAAAGCACUCUGUAUGAAGUAA